ACAUUUCUAUGGUGCACUAGCAUCCUCCGGUGUUCGGCUUCCUGAGAACCUCUACUUCAAAGCGACCAGACCGAAUCUACCUGGGUCUUCUAGGCUGGUCUUAGACCAGUUUGCAUCGGGCAGUUCUAUCAAAAUCAUUUGGAGUUGAUUUGUUUGACUGGCGGCAACAAUGGAUGAGGAGCCGGAGCGAGCAAAGCGCUGGGAGGGAGGCUAUGAAAGGACAUGGGAGGUCCUGAAGGAGGAUGAAUCCGGCUCCCUUAAAGCGACGGUGGAGGAGAUCCUGUACCAGUCCAAGAGGAAGAGGGUGACCCAAAGCCAUGCGCAAGUGAGGCUGGGGAUGAUGCGCCACCUCUAUAUAGUGAUCGACUGUUCACGCAGUAUGGAGGACCAGGACCUGAAGCCCAACCGUCUCACGUCUACACUGAAGCUGAUGGAGGGAUUCGUCGACGAGUAUUUUGACCAGAACCCCAUCAGUCAGGUCGGCAUCAUCACCACUAAAAACAAAAGGGCUGAGAAGCUGACCGAGCUGGCAGGGAAUCCAAAGAAGCACAUCGCUGCCCUGAAGAAAGCGGUGGACAUGCCGUGUGUCGGAGAGCCGUCUCUCUACAACUCCCUCAGCCUGGCCGUUCAAACGCUCAAGCACAUGCCUGGACACACCAGCCGCGAGAUCCUCAUCGUCCUCAGCAGCCUGACCACCUGUGACCCGGCUAACAUCUACGAGCUCAUCAAGAACCUGAAGUCUCUGAAGGUUCGCGUAUCGGUGAUCGGGCUGUCGGCGGAGGUCCGGGUCUGCACGGUUCUGACCAGAGAGACGGGCGGGUCGUACCACGUCAUCCUGGAUGAGAGCCACUUCAAAGAGCUGCUCAUGCUGCACGUUAAACCCCCCCCAGCCAGCUUCUCGUCAGAAUGCUCGCUGAUACGGAUGGGGUUUCCUCAGCACACUGUGGCCUUUCUGAGCGACCCAGACGUCAGGCCGUCCUUCAGCAUGUCCCACCUGGACGGCGCCGGGGGUCCGGCUCUGUCUCUAGGAGGAUACUUCUGCCCGCAGUGCCGUGCCAAGUACACAGAGCUGCCAGUGGAAUGUAAAGUGUGCGGUUUGACGCUGGUGUCCGCCCCACACCUGGCCAGAUCCUUCCAUCACCUCUUUCCCCUUCAACCAUUUAUAGAGAGUCCAGCCGAGGACCAUCAAGACAUCAGGUUUUGUCAGGCCUGUCAGGCAGUGCUGAGGGAUAAAACUGUGUUCUCAUGUCCAUCGUGUCGCAGCGUGUUUUGUGUGGAGUGCGAUCUCUUCAUCCACGAGUCGCUACACUGCUGUCCCUGCUGCAUUCACAGUCGGACCGCCACAUGAGGCCCGGUUCUUCUUCCCUUCCUAAUGAGACUGUUGGCAGUAGACGGUUGUUGACAUUCUGCCUUUGGGUUUAAAUCUGGUCUGAAGCACCGAGUGCCGGAGGUGGAUUUUAAAUCCAUCAUCUGAAGCCAGAUUUUAAGAAUCCAGUUUUGCUUAAUAAAAGAUUUUUUUCUAUC
Messenger RNA from Cyprinodon variegatus (sheepshead minnow), 1524 nucleotides. RefSeq names its product general transcription factor IIH subunit 2-like (gene gtf2h2). Gene Ontology annotation, cellular component: transcription factor TFIIH holo complex; transcription factor TFIIH core complex. The record is from RefSeq and is a predicted model, not a curated record. The coding region runs from base 170 to 1348 and encodes 392 amino acids. Gene Ontology annotation, biological process: regulation of transcription by RNA polymerase II; nucleotide-excision repair; DNA-templated transcription. NCBI's taxonomy places the organism in Eukaryota, Metazoa, Chordata, Actinopteri, Cyprinodontiformes, Cyprinodontidae. Gene Ontology annotation, molecular function: zinc ion binding. The transcript has 15 exons.